Messenger RNA from Ipomoea triloba (trilobed morning glory), 2421 nucleotides. Its product is annotated as probable inactive receptor kinase At5g67200. Gene Ontology annotation, molecular function: protein binding; protein kinase activity; ATP binding. Lineage: Eukaryota; Viridiplantae; Streptophyta; Magnoliopsida; Solanales; Convolvulaceae. The transcript has 2 exons. The record is from RefSeq and is a predicted model, not a curated record. Bases 225 to 2237 code for a protein of 670 amino acids. Gene Ontology annotation, biological process: protein phosphorylation.
UUUUUUACCUCUUUUCUUUGUUUCUUUCGUUUUUCUUUCCCUUUUCCCUUUUCGGUACUUUCACGUGAUCCUCACUGUGCCAUGCACUUCACUUCCCUCUCCUUCACAGCUAAACACCUAAUUAAACCCUACUCCAUUAAUGCACAUCUGAUCCCAUCCCACAAAAACCCCACACCUUUCUUCAAAUUCUCAUUUCCACCUUAUUAAGCUCGUUCCCGUUAAAAAUGGCGGCGGCGGCGGAAUUAGUAGUAUUAGUGGUGGCAAUACUGCAACUCUUUGGAAUUAGUGUUUCUAUUUCUGAUCAUUCGCCGGCGGCGUCUGCUUUGUUUAUCCAUUCAGAUGCCUCUGCAUUGUUGGCGUUCAAGGAGAAGGCGGAUUUGGACGGGAAGCUUAUUGGGUUUUCUUCGGAUAAUAGCUCCGGCGUGGCGUUUUGUCAGUGGAGUGGAGUUCGGUGUGGUCGAGGGAGGGUUGUGAGGGUUGUUUUUCAAGGGGUGGGUCUUUCCGGCGGAUUUGCGCCGGGAACUCUGUCGGAGCUUGAUCGGCUCCGGGUACUGAGUCUCCGGCGGAACUUGUUAACGGGACCAAUUCCCGAUCUUUCCGGUUUGGGUCGCCUGAAAUUCCUGUUUCUUGACCAUAAUUUGUUUAGCGGCGCGAUUCCGCCGUCGAUUUCUGAUCUCCGGCGGCUCAGAACGCUCGAUCUCUCCCACAACCAGCUCGCCGGACCCGUCCCGGAUGGAAUCAACGGUCUAGAUCAGCUGGAGAAUCUCCGGCUGGAAUCCAAUCUUCUCAACGGUCCCGUCCCGCCUCUCAACCUCACUAAUCUCGAGACAUUUAACAUUUCGCUCAAUAGACUCUCCGGUCCGGUUCCGGUUACCCUGACUUUAUCCCGGUUCAAUAACUCAUCAUUUUUCUCCAACAAAGGACUCUGCGGUAAGAUAGUCGGAAAAGAAUGCCAUUCGGUUCAGCCAUUUUUUCCCCGGUCUAUCUCCGCCGCAAAGCCGCCGCCGCCCACGGCGGCGCUCAGUCAAAACGCGGCGGCACAAAACGCUGCCGGGCUAUACAGCGUCAGGAAAAAACCGUCCAACAAAUCCUUUAUCAUCAUCGCGGUUUCAGCUAUGGGCUCUUUAGCACUCGUUUGCGCAAUCCUCUGUUUCGCCCUGGCCACCAGAAAGAUGGCCGGCGGCGGCAAUCAAAUCUCCUCCUCCUCCGCUCGAAAACCGCCACCGGAGUCUAGCAGCAGCGCCGCCGAUAGGGUGGCGACGAGAAUCGAGGAGGAGGAGGAAGAGAAGGCUAAGAAAGUGAAAGAAGGAAUGUUGAAAAUGGGGAAGAGCGGGAACUUAGUGUUCUGCGCGGGCGAGGCGGCGGCGUACACGCUGGAGCAGCUGAUGACGGCGUCGGCGGAGCUUCUUGGGAGAGGAACAAUGGCGACGACGUACAAGGCGGUGCUGGAUAACCGGGCGGUGGUUUGCGUGAAGAGAUUGGACGCCGGAAAAGUGGGGGGCACGAAUAAGGAUGAUUUUGAACGGCACAUGGAAUCGGUGGGCAAAUUGAGACAUCCCAAUUUGGUUGCUCUAAGAGCUUAUUUUCAUGCCAAUGAAGAGAGGAUUUUGGUGUAUGAUUACCACCGCAAUGGCAACCUUCAUUCUCUUAUCCAUGGUACAGCGAAGCCGCUACACUGGACAUCAUGCCUGAAAAUAGCGGAGGAUGUAGCGCAAGCGCUCUCUUACAUCCACCAAGCAUGGCGCCUAGUCCACGGCAACCUCAAACCCUCAAACAUCCUCCUCGGAUCCGACUUCGAGGCCUGCCUUUCCGACUACUGUCUCUCCGUCCUCGCCGCCCCCAUCUCCGACGACGAAGACCAAAUCCCCAAUUCCGCCGCCUACAAGGCCCCCGAACUCCGCCGCUCAAACCGCCACCGCCGCCCCACCACCAAGUCCGACGUUUUCUCCUUCGGCGUUCUCCUGCUAGAGAUCCUCACCGGGAAACCCCCGCCGGAGCACCCGUUUCUCCCGCCGGAGGAAAUGGCGGAGUGGGUGAGGGCCGUCAGGGAAGACGGCGGCGGCGGAGAAAACGGGGACCGGACGGAAAUGAUCCUUGAAGUGGGUUUGGCUUGCCGGAUUAGCUCGCCGGAGCAGCGGCCGGAUAUGUGGCAAGUGUUGAAGAUGAUACAGGAGAUCAAAGAUGGUGUGAUCAUGGAAGACUGUCAAGAAAUGGACCUACUUAUUACAGGGACUUAAAUGAUUGUACUAUAUACUAUUUUUAUUUAAUUUGAGUAGGUCAUGAAAUGGGUAUAGAUGGUGCCCAUUAUCCCAUAUAAGUUAAAAUUGUUCAAUUAUAGUGGUAUGAUUUUUUACUCAUGUGGUGCAAUUUUUUAACAGCAAAAUUUGAAUCUCAAUGUAAUGAUCAAGAUUUGAUAUGUAA